AAAUACAGGUGUACUGCCAAACAGAUCCUCUUGUAGGCUGCUAGUACACGUAGGGACUACCAAAUGGCAGCCUUAUUUGGGAACACGUUUCAUGUUUGUUUUGCUCCUCAACUCGGUUUACUUUUGGCUCAAAUGUAAAAAAGGUUGGGGUCCCCUGCUCUACGUCAUACUAAACAUUCAUUUUAAGGCGAACUCCAUGGAGAAAGCAGCCACUCCAAGAUCAUUAAAGUGGCCUUCUGGAAAACAAGAAAUGGUCUAAGCCUUUUGUGACUCGGAAAUUCUUUGAACUCCUAUUUAACUCCAAUAAUGGGCCAGAUUCAAUCUGACGAGAAAAUCUUAUCGCUCUAUCUAUCUUUAUCACAUGAAAAUGCUAUUGAAGCCUAUGGGAAAAACUGGAAGUAAAUCAGGAGAAAAGUUUUAGUGUUCGUGCCCCAGGGAAUGCUGCUUUCUGCCAGAUCAAAAAUCCCGGUGCUCGGAGCAGAGAGAUAGUUCCAGGAGAUGCUCCUGAGCUAAGGAAUGGUCUACAAAUAUUCAACGUUAAACGUGCACAGUGUAAUGAAAGAGAAAGGAGUAAUUGGGGGGGUGCUGGUAUUACUUUAAUGCCCAGAUUGAGAUCCAAACAUCUCCUGUUUUAUUUAUACUCUGCCUUGUAGGCAGCUGGGAACUGGUUUCUGCAGCAGUUACUCAGGUAGAGGCAGAGUUGGGAUCAGGUGUGAGCAGCUAACUUACCUUAAAUGCAGGUUUAUUGUACAGAGUAAAUCAUCCUCCACAGGCUCUGGCUCUGAUGAUCUUCUUCUGCACUUGGUCUGGAUUAAAUCCAAAGUAAUGAAAAUGUUCCGUCUGAAGUGGAAACGCCUGUAUUCUAGGUUUGGGCCAUGGAAAUGCCUGUUUGGGAUUCUCUUUGGGAUUAUUGUAGUCUGUGCUUUUCUGCUGUACACGAAAAUAGGGUUUAUUGCAACAACCACCGCUCAGCACGCCCAGGAACAACUGCCCCCCUUGUAUUCUGAUGGAGAACUCAAGUCCAGGUUCAGCUACUAUGAUCUCAACCUUUACCAAAAUAGCCAGUGUCUCUGCUCCGCUGAGAGAAGCAUUGAAGUGUUUAAUCUCAAGAAAUAUCUGAAUCCAAAUGACGCUGAAGCUAUGAAAGCCAGAAGAAAGAAGGAGCAUGAGCAUUACAGCAAGAGGCAUCAUUCCCAUGAUAUUCUCAUGGCUGCUCCAAACUCCCCCCUUGGCUAUCCAGCCCAUGGUAUCCAAGUUAAACCUCUUCAUACUCUCCUGCUACCGGGGUUACAAGUCAACGACGAUCUUCAGGAUUACGUGGUAACAUUAGAAGCUUCCAUGGGGACUUUUGACACCCUAGUGAAUACAUUGAAUAUAAGCAAAAACAUUGUUUCUGGGAGAGGAGAAAAACGUUUGGUUAUACGUACACCUGACCUGAAUCUACUGAACCACAUCCUGCGCCACGUUACCUACACCAGUUCCGUAUACGAUAUCGACAGUCUGGAUAUCAUUGAAUUCACUAUGGAUCAACACGAAGCUAAGAUUCCAGUAUCAAUCCGACAGCCACCAAUGAUACGUUUAUAUGACCCAGGAGCAGAGCAGAAGAUUCAGUCCUUGCUCACAAUAACCACCAAAACCUUCCUGCGCUAUGACAAGCUGCGAGCGCUGAUAAGUAGCAUUCGCCAGUACUACCCGGAUAUCAAGAUCAUUGUAGCAGAUGACAAUAACGUGACAGAGAAGAUUGACGAUGAGAACGUUGAACAGUAUUUCAUGCCAUUUGGAAAGGGCUGGUUUGCUGGAAGAAAUCUCGCCAUAUCUCAGGUGACCACCAAAUAUUUCCUUUGGGUGGAUGAUGAUUUCCUCUUCACUGCGGACACCAAGAUCGAAAAGCUGGUGGAUGUGAUGGAGUCAACCAACUUAGAUGUGGUUGGAGGAAGUGUGGAUGGCAACCAUUUUAGCUUUAGACUCCUGCUACAGGACGGUGGUGAGGAAGGGGACUGUCUGCACUGGAGAGGAGGGAGCUACCAAGAUAUUAAGGGCUUUCCAAAAUGUGUGCUGACCGGAGGAGUUGUCAACUUUUUCUUGGCGAACACGGACCGCAUCUUAAGUGUUGGAUUCGACCCAAAGCUCAACAGAGUGGCACAUACUGAGUUUUUCGUUGAUGCGUUGGGCCGACUACGCAUUGGAUCUUGUAGUGAUGUCAUUGUUGGGCACCAAAAAAAGGAACAAUCCGCUUUCGGCUCCAAGGAUGAAAAGGCCAGAAUGUAUGAUUCCUUCAGAACAAACACCAAUGAACAAGUAACCAUGAAACUUAUGCUUCAUUACUUCAAGAACAGAUUGAGCUGUUUCACGAAACAUUAAAACUGCUGGAAUUGGGAAAGGAGGUUUAAUAUCUCAGGGAGCAGCGGUUCAAGUGUUACAAGACCAGAUGUAAGGGUUGUCCAUCAAGUUAAUUCAUGUGAUCCAGGGUCUAAGAGAAGUUUGAUUGAAUGUUGACCAACCAAGAGCUUCAUAGCCAUAUUACAUAGUAUCGCUAAGAUGAACCUUAAGUGACUUGAUCCAAUGAACACUGGAUAAUGUGUCCCUGUGAAUUUUACCGGGCAACAGGUAUCCUUAUACAGAACAGACAAAAUUGCUAGUGUGUCAAAUAGACAUUGACAUUGAUUGUCACCAAUGGGGAGAUGUCUUGGGACAUGGACUCUGUCUCUGGCAAUAAUGCAACCCCAGCACGUAGAUGAAUGCAAAUAUGCAGAAGGAAUAUUCUUUGCACACAAAAACAAGUUGGGAAAUGAAUGAAAGUUUAAUAAUGAUCGUAUUAACGUUACUUUAUAAUGGUGGUAAAAUCUAAUUGUAAAUUUAAGGGCAUCUCUAUAUUUUGAAAGUAUAUUUCACCAACAGAUCAUUUAUUUACUAUUAUGUGACCUAUCAAAGAGUCAAACUGAUUCAUACACGUUAAUAAAUAUUUCAUUUGA
Xenopus laevis (African clawed frog) is the source of this 2972-nucleotide messenger RNA. RefSeq names its product beta-1,4 N-acetylgalactosaminyltransferase 2 (gene b4galnt2.S). The record is from RefSeq and is a predicted model, not a curated record. Bases 826 to 2361 code for a protein of 511 amino acids. NCBI's taxonomy places the organism in Eukaryota, Metazoa, Chordata, Amphibia, Anura, Pipidae. The transcript is spliced from 10 exons.